Molecule: messenger RNA, 2875 nt
Organism: Rhincodon typus (whale shark)
Lineage: Eukaryota; Metazoa; Chordata; Chondrichthyes; Orectolobiformes; Rhincodontidae
Product: H-2 class I histocompatibility antigen, Q9 alpha chain-like
Exons: 8
Biological process (GO): immune response
Cellular component (GO): external side of plasma membrane
Source: RefSeq, a predicted model, not a curated record
AUCAGUGUGAAGGUGCCUGAGCGAACCGGAACAAGGUUUGAGAUGAGACCAGGGCACUGCUCGCAGACUGAGACAUCCCGCUGGAAAAUAAUUUCUCACCCAUUUCUCCUCCCAGGCUGUUAGCUGAAGGCACAAUGAUCGGACUGUUAGUGCUGGGGCUUCUGUGCGGAGAGCUCUCUGCAGCCACUCACUCUGUCCGGUAUUUCCACACUGCUGUGUCAUCAGUUCCUGGUUUCCCAGAGUUUGUGAUUGUUGGUUAUGUGGACGGGGUUCAGUUUGUUAAGUACGACAGCGAUUGGAAAGUGUUGAUCCCCCGGAAACAGUGGAUGGUGGAGCUUGAGGGGCCUCAGUUCUGGCAGCGGAAACUAUCCCUCGCUAAGGGGUUGGAGAACCAUUUCAAGCGCUAUGUUCCAAUACUUAUGUCACGGACCAACCAGACGUAGGGGAUCCACACAUACCAGAUGGUGACUGGCUGUGACCUGAGGAAUGAUGGGACUGUGAGGGGGUUCAAUCAAUUUGGAUGGGACGGACAAGAUUUAAUCAGCUUCGAUAAGGAUCACAUGGUGUGGGUGACACCAGUGCCCUGGGCGGAAAGCAUCAAAAACAGGUGGGACCAGUCUGUGGUGGGCAACCAGGAGUGGAAGUAUUUCCUGGAGAAGGAAUGUGUCCAGUGGCUGAGGAAAUACCUGGAUUACGGACAGAGGGAACUGAGAGUCGUUGCCCCCAUUGUGUCCUUUACCCGUCUGGGUGAUUCUAACCAGCUGUCCUGUCUCGUCACUGGAUUUUACCCUCAAGCCAUCGAGGUGACUCUGUGGAGGGAUGGAGUGUUGAUCGAUGAGACCCUGUCCACUGGGAUCUUACCCAAUUAUGACAAGACCUACCAGAUCCGGAAAUGGAUAGAGUUUGAUCCGGAGGAUCAGGCCGAGUAUUCCUGUCGGGUGGAGCACAGUGGGCUGGAGGAGAAGCUGGUGGUGAUUUAUAACCCGAAGUCUCACGCCCAGGUUCCUGUUACUGUUGGGAUUGUAUUUGGAGUCAUCGGGAUCAUCGCUUUCGCUGUUGGGGCUGUCGUCAUUGUUGUCAUUUACAAGAAGAAAGGAGGAGUGAAGAACAACUACAGUCCCACAAACUCUUCUGAUGAAACGAAAUCCUCAGACCGUUCUUCCAUUUCGUGAGUGGCCUCUGAUGUCCUGCUAGAAACUCGAUUUCCAUUGCUGUGAUUGAUCUUCUAAUUAAUUCUAUUGCAAUUUCUGGAGUAAUUUGAAUAGAUGAUCUGGAUUUGAGAAAUAAUAUCAUCUUGCUAAUUGUAGAUUAUUGAGACAACAUCUGACAUGAUACGGAGAGUUUCACAUUCGGAGCAGAUGGGGGCACAGUGGUAAGGUUGCUGCCCUAAGAAUCCAGAAGGCCAGCUUAAUAUUUUGCGGGGGCACAGGUUCAAAUAAUUCUGUGGCAGGUGGUGAAAUGCAAAUUCAGUCAAAUUUAGAAUUAAGAGCUGGUCUAAUGGUGACCACGUAACCAUCACUGAUUGUCACAAAAAGUCAUCUGGUUCACUCAUGCCCUUUAGGGAAAGAAAUCCGUCAUCCUUAUCUGGUCUGGUGUACAUGUCACUGCAGAGCUGGUUAACUCUUAGCUGCCCUCUGGACAAUAAAUGCUGGCAUUGCCGGUAAUGGCCACAUCUCAGGAAAUGACUUUUAAACCUUGACUAUUUUUCCUCAGAAAAAUUUCAUCUCCACAGGACACCACCCAAUGGUCAUGCCACAUGCACCAAUUCUGUCAGUCAGUUCAGCAUAUACACAUGAUCUCUUUGUCAGUCACUCAUCAGUGAGAUCAUCCCAGACUUCAUUUGAAUUUUCCUGCACCUUAAAUACUGAGUGAAGCCUUUUCUACGCUCUUGUUACAGAGACUGAUUGAAGCCAAUUGUUACUUUAUUAUGGUAUACACUGUCAAAUGGCAAUAGACGUCACGAAUUGAUCUCCUGCCUGUGGCAUGCUGUAGUCUCAGACUCUCUGACUUGAGCUAUUUCCUAUUUUCACACUUCGAUCAAUUUAUAAACUUCCUGGUGCAAAGCCUCAUUAAAGCAGGGUAAUCGUGGUCUGCAGCUCUCCUGUCUUGGGUUCAAGGCUCCACGAUUUUUUCUGUUCCUCUCUCUCUGACUCAGAGAUUGUGUUAAGCUGGUUAUGGAGCAUAGAGUCAUACAGAACAGAAACAUGCCGAACAUAAUCCCAAACUAAACUAGUCCCACCUGCCUGCACUUGGUCCAUAUCCCUCCAAAUAUUUCUCAUUCAUGUACUUAUCCAAAUAUAAAUGUGGUAACUGUAGCCAUAUCCACCACUUCCUUUGGAAUUUCACUCCACACAUGGACCACUCGCUGUGUAAAAAAGUUGCACCUCAUGUCUUUUUAAAAUAUUUCUCCUCUCACCCUAAAAAUAUAGCCCCCAGUCUUGACAUCUCCCACACAAAUGGAUCUUGUAGCUACUCCGAGAUUGCAGGCAUUCUCGAUUUAUGUCGAGAAAUCUUAGAAUUAUUACAUUUCAGUAGUAUAAGAUUUGUAUGUUGAUUCAUUUUUGAUUCUUUUAUUAGUAAAGCAAAAGAAAGUGAUUUUUUUUAAAAUGGAGUUGUGUUAAUGGAAUUUAAAGGCCUACUCAUGUCUUACAUCUAGAUUUCUUAAAGUUAUUACAUUUUUUUUUGUGUUUAUCGUUUUGUUCUCACACUGCAGGCUGUCUGCUUUCACAGUCAGCCCCAAGUCCUGCCAAAGUUUGCACUCCUGACCAUUUAGGUUUAUCUAUUCAGGAUAUUUGAUUUAUCCUUUCAAUGUAGAAUCCAUUACAGUAAUGUUGUCUUUGCUGAAGCUGCAAAAAUAAAAGAAUUUUUUUUUCCA